Messenger RNA from Penicillium riverlandense, 375 nucleotides. RefSeq lists its product as uncharacterized. The transcript has 3 exons. Bases 1 to 375 code for a protein of 124 amino acids. The record is from RefSeq and is a predicted model, not a curated record. Lineage: Eukaryota; Fungi; Ascomycota; Eurotiomycetes; Eurotiales; Aspergillaceae.
AUGUCUGAAUCUGAGCACCUGCGCCAGGCAUACCGUGCCGAAAAAGACCUCAAUUCCUACCAGGCCAAGCAGGGCCUCGGUCGCAAGAGUGACUCUACUCUUGAAUCUGGUGUAGAUGAGAACGUCAACCAGCGGUUCCCCCAGGCCGGCCAAGUAAAGUACGGUCCGGGCUCAACGGCGUCUGGCAGUGACCACCGCCCAGUGCCUGAGGACGAAGGCGGCUCCCGGGAUGAGCGUGGCAGACUUGCCCAUGCAGAGGAGUACCAGGGCCCCGGCGGCCCAGAGGACAAGGUGAAGAUAGAAUCGGAACGGCGCCCCGGCGACCAGGAUACUCUAAACCUGCAGGAUAUGAAGCGUUCAGGUCUGGCGAAGUGA